GCGAGAGCGAGAGCGAGGAGAGUGUGCGUGCGUGUGUAACGUUAAGUGUCAGAAAGCAGUGAUCGUCAGAAAUAGAAACAGAGGAAGAAUAGAGUAAACGCUUCAAAAAGAGAAAACAGACCAUGCAAAUCUGACUAAUAAUUGUAUACUAAGGAUUGGAUAUCACGAUCAUAGUAAUAGUAAAAUUAAACAUCUGAAAAAGUAAUGAGGGAAUCUGUUUGCCCGUUGUUCAGCGUUUGUUGGAGGCGUAAGGAGAAAUAAUUAAACCAUUGUGCUUGUGGAAAGAGUGCAAUUCAAGCUACGAGGACGGAAAAGACAAGGAGAGGAAGGCAACACUGUGUAAUCCCCAUCAUUUGGGGACUGUAAAGCCGGAGGAAAGGCAACUCAGAAGACGUGCUUAUUCAAGAGGGAUUCAUUUUAAAGCUAGCGUUAGCUAACUAUAAUACAGAUUGUUCUUUUUCAUCGACAUUCAGCACGUAUAUAUAGAAGAACUGACAUCAGAUUUUGUGUAUCGCUACUUGUCUUUAAUGAUUUAGGUUUUUUUCCUUUAAAUUUUUUUUACCCAUUUUCUGGGCGAUUUCGUGCUGAAGGAUGCCGGAUCAGAUCUCCGUAUCCGAGUUUCUCUCUGAGACUACGGAGGAUUAUAACUCCCCCACGACGUCCAGCUUCACGACCCGCCUGCAGAGCUGUCGGAAUACAGUCAACGUUUUGGAAGAGGCUCUGGAUCAAGACCGGACAGCAUUGCAGAAGGUGAAGAAAUCCGUCAAAGCUAUCUAUAAUUCAGGUCAAGACCAUGUCCAGAACGAAGAGAACUAUGUCCAAGCACUGGACAAGUUUGGCAGCAAUUUCAUCAGCCGGGACAACCCUGACCUGGGCACAGCCUUCGUCAAAUUCUCCACCCUGACCAAGGAGCUCUCUGCUCUGCUCAAGAACCUGCUCCAGAGCCUGAGCCACAAUGUGAUCUUCACCCUGGAUUCCCUGUUGAAGGGAGAACUGAAAGGAGUCAAAGGGGAUAUAAAGAAGCCAUUUGAUAAGGCAUGGAAGGAUUAUGAAGCCAAAUUUACUAAGAUCGAAAAGGAAAAGCGCGAGCACGCCAAGCAGCACGGCAUGAUCCGCACGGAGAUCACCGGGGCCGAGAUCGCCGAGGAGAUGGAGAAGGAGCGUCGGCUUUUUCAGUUGCAGAUGUGUGAGUACCUGAUCAAAGUUAAUGAGAUAAAGACCAAGAAGGGGGUGGAUCUUCUUCAGAACCUAAUAAAGUAUUACCACGCACAAUGCAACUUUUUCCAAGAUGGCUUGAAAACUGCAGACAAGCUCAAGCAGUAUAUAGAGAAGUUGGCUGCUGACCUGUACAAUAUAAAGCAGACACAGGAUGAGGAGAAGAAGCAACUGACAGCUCUUCGGGACCUAAUUAAGUCUUCUCUGCAACUGGACCAGAAAGAGGACUCUCAGAGCAAGCAGGGCGGAUACAGCAUGCACCAGCUCCAGGGAAACAAGGAGUUUGGUAGUGAGAAGAAAGGCUAUCUGAUGAAGAAGAGCGAUGGGUUGCGGAAGGUGUGGCAGCGGAGGAAGUGUUCAGUGAAGAGUGGCAUCCUCACCAUCUCCCAUGCUACGUCCAACAGGCAACCAGUGAAGCUCAACCUGCUCACCUGCCAGGUAAAGCCCAGCGGGGAGGACAAGAAGUGCUUCGACCUCAUUUCUCAUAAUCGAACGUAUCACUUCCAGGCUGAAGAUGAACAAGAGUUUGUGAUAUGGAUCUCGGUGCUGACCAACAGCAAGGAGGAGGCCCUGAACAUGGCGUUCCGCGGAGAGCAGAGCACCGGGGAGGACAGCCUGGAGGACCUGACCAAAGCUGUCAUCGUUGACGUGCUGCGUACGCCUGGCAACGAGGUCUGCUGCGACUGUGGGGCUGCAGAUCCAAAAUGGCUGUCCACAAAUCUGGGAAUUUUAACAUGCAUUGAGUGUUCAGGCAUCCACAGGGAAAUGGGGGUGCAUAUUUCACGAAUCCAGUCCAUGGAGCUAGAUAAAUUAGGGACUUCUGAACUCUUGCUGGCCAAGAAUGUAGGGAACAGUAGUUUUAAUGAUAUUAUGGAAGGGAACCUACCUUAUCCUUCUCCAAAGCCCACUCCAUCAAGUGAUAUGACGGCAAGGAAGGAGUUCAUCAACGCCAAGUACGUGGACCACAAAUUUGCCCGUAAGACCUGCACGUCUGCAGCCGCCAAGAUGAGCGAGAUGUAUGAAGCUGUGAAGUCCAGGGACCUACUUGCACUAAUCCAGGUCUAUGCCGAGGGGGUGGAACUUAUGGAGCCACUGCCCGAGACAGGCCAGGAGCCAGGAGAGACGGCACUCCACUUUGCGGUGCGGAUUUCAGACCAAACCUCACUUCACCUAGUGGACUUCCUUGUGCAGAACAGCGGCAAUCUGGACAAGCAGACAGAGAAGGGGAACACGGCACUGCACUACUGCUGCAUGUACGAGAAGCACGAAUGCCUAAAGCUGCUUCUCAGGGGCAAGCCGGCAACUGACAUCACCAAUCUGAAUGGAGAGACGGCGCUGGAUGUAGCCAGGAGGCUGAGGAGCAUUCAGUGUGAAGAACCACUUGUGCAGGCAGCAGCCGGGAAGUUCAACCCUCACGUACACGUGGAGUACGAGUGGUGCCUGGGCCUAGAGGAGAUUGAUGAGAGUGAUGAUGACCUGGACGACAAGCCCAGCCCCAUUAAGAAGGAGCGCUCCCCCCGCCCCCAGAGUUUCUGCCACUCCUCCAGCCUGUCGCCCCAGGAGAAGCUGUCCCUGCCCGGCUUCCUGGGGCAGCGGGACAAGCAGCGUCUCUCCUACAGCGCCUUCACCAACCAGAUGUACAGCGUGUCCACCGACUCCCCCACCUCGCCCGUCAUCGACGCCCCACCCCUGCCCCCCAGACACAUCGGGAAAGCUCCCUCCACUGGCCCUUCCUCCACCCUCCCCCUGGGGUCACAGCCCCCUGGGGGCUCUGCCCUGUCUAAGAAGCGGCCACCACCCCCUCCCUCCGGACACACUCGCACCCUGUCUGAACCGCCCUGCCCUCUACCUCUUGGCUCACAGAGUAAAGGUGGGAUAACUCAGGGGAGUGACUCGACUCCAGUCUCUGUGAACAGGACUUCAUCUGCAGCAAACAGGUUCGAAGGCAUUCUACAUCAGCAAAGCACUACUUCUAGUUCCACAAAAUCUACACUUGGUCCAAGGGUCCUUCCCAAACUACCUCAAAAAGUGGCACUACGGAAGAUUGACACCAUUCAUCACCCCUCUAUAGACAAGCCCAGUCAGCCCCUUGAGUUGUUCCAGAAGUCUCCCCAGACUACUGAGACUCCUCACAAGGCUCCACUUCCAGAAAAGCCCUACCUGGUAGAAUUACGACCAAAGCCCCAGGCCUCAGACUUGCCCCCAAAGCCGGGAGAACUGCCUCCGAAACCCCAGCUGUCUGACCUUCCCCCGAAACCCCAAUUCACCGACCUUCCACCCAAGCCUCAAAUCAAGGACCUCCCGCCUAAGCCCCAACUCUCAGACAUUCCUCCUAAACCACCGGUGACCGACCCUGUCCAGAGGCCGCCCUCCGGUGAGGUGACGCCAAAACUGCAGCCCCCCGACACAUUAGCCUCCAACCAGCAGGGGGAACUGGUGCCCAAACAGCCCAGUGAGGACACCAAUGGCACCCCACCCAGUGCCACUGAGAUGCCUGUUCCACUGCCCCGGAAGAUCAAUACAGGGAAGAACAAAGUGAGACGGGUGAAGACCAUCUAUGACUGCCAGGCGGACAACGACGACGAGCUCACUUUCGUGGAGGGGGAGGUGAUCAUCGUCAUGGGAGAGGAGGACCAGGAGUGGUGGAUUGGACACAUUGAAGGGCACCCGGAGAGAAAGGGGGUGUUCCCCAUGUCUUUUGUGCACAUUCUGUCUGACUGAUUGGAGGACGGACAGGCGUGAGGCCCCCCUCCUUCCUGCACAAGCUCCGCCCCUCUGGCCUCAUGCGACAGUGAGGACACUGCCUCUGUACAUAGCUACUGUUACAGCCAGAAUCUAAAUGGACACAAAUCAAGGAAGAGCCCUAUGUCGGUUCAUCUCAGCUUAGGGAUGAAUUACAUAUGUAUUGUAAAUAAACGGUGUUAUCCUGCCUUUACCAGUAUUAUAAUAGCCAUGGAACCUGGCACGUCUUACUGGGUUUGCUGUAGCUAUCCUCGGAGUCUAGCACUUAACAUCUCAGUCUAAGCUGCCACUGUAUGUAUGCGUAUAUACAUUGUAUGUACAUAUGUAUGUAUAUAUGUGCACACUUCAGUACAUAUACAUACAUGUAUGUGUGCAUACACAUGUGUUUUUACAGUGCUGUGAAAAAGUGUUUACCCCCUUCCUGAUUUCCGAUGAUUGCAUAUUUGUCACACGGAAUUGUUUCAGAUCUUUAGACAAAAUGUAAUAUUAGGCAAAGGGAACCUGAAAAUGUGUUUUUUUACUUACUAUUUCAUUUGUUUAAUGAAAAUGGUUAUCAAACACCCAAAUCAUCCCUGUGAAAAAUGAAACUGGUUGCACCACCUUUCAAAAUUUUAAUAUUAGUCUUUCUCAUCUCUGAGAUUCCUAGCCCACACUUGUCUGAAGAACUGCAUUAAUAUAGGUAGGUUUUUGAGCAUAAAGCACUUGUUUCAGGUCCUACCACAACUUUGGCAAAGCCAUUUCUGAGGAUCUGGGGCUCCACCAAACCACAGUGAGAGCCAUCACCCAUUAGCCAUUAUUGAAAACUUAAAGAGGAUGCUCAGUGUGACAAAUAUGCAAUAAUAGAGGAAAUCAGGAAAGAGGGAAUACCUUUUCACGGCACUGUACAUACAGUUACCUCUGGUGAUUUAUCCUAAGGCAAACUUGUUCAAAUCAUAUCUGUAUUAGCUUAAAUGUUUAUUGGUGUUAUCGCCUCUUCUAUUCCUGGAAACAUUGCAAGAUCAGGAGAGUUAACUACACAAGGAAUAGAUUAUUUAAUCAAUCCUCACUUCUCUCCCUGUGGAGACGCACAGAAAAGACAAUGCAACAACUUUUAGUUUUUUACUUCGUACAAUUGCACGUCCAAGGAUGAAAUAUAUAUUCAUUGAACGGAUUCCUAAAACUUGCUUGCUUACCGUUAGGAGAGUUGUAGUUCGGUAUCUGUAUGUUCCAAUGGCAGGCGACAGCAAUCAACUUUAAUCUGAUGGGUGUCCUUCAAGCAUCAAGCUUCAAAGGGUCUCCCCAGAGAUUGCUAAUAGUUUUUUUUCUCAUAAUCACACCCCAUACCUGUAGCAGUAGUGGUGCUGUUCCUUUUAAGUGUCUACAUAAUUUUGUUUGCAGAUGUUUUUAUAAUUUUUUUAAUUGUCAAAACUGGGACCAUAACCCAAGGAAACAACUGCUGUCUCCUGGUAGUAUGAGUGGGGGGUUUACUUGGUACGUUCCACUGGGGUCCCUCCUGACAGAACGAAUGAAGGCAUGGGACUCUAACACCUCACCUCCCCCCAACUUAUCAUGCAGUCUUGGACCAGUCCUUGGGAUCAUCCCCAUCUGCUAGAUGCUUGAAGCUAUACUUGUAUAUUCAUAAAACACAGGCAUUGAGAAAAACACAAUCCCAGCAUGCAGUCUACUCAAGGUUCAAGACUUUCUUUGUGAUAUAUCAAACUGGAAUUAUUUUUAUGUUUUUAAUUUCUCCUAGAAGUGUCAGGAGUGACUGAUGAAGGUAUUAACAUGAACCAAACUCUCGUUGUUCCUCAUUAGCCAUUGUGUUUUGUUUAACAGUGCAGGGAGUAGAGGAAUUUACGUUAGAUAUUAAGUCUUUAAUGUAUUAAGACAGUGUAUUACUAUAUGAAUGCUUCCUGUAUGUAGUAUAUUUAAAGUUCAUGGUCAGAUACAUUGAUUUUGGUUCAUAUGCACCAUAUGAUAUGCAUACAUACAGUCACACAUAUACACGUGUGUAUCUGUGUGUAUGUAAAUCCAUCUGCAAGUGUGUGACCACUCAUUUAUCCAAGUAUCGGAAAUCAUUUUUAUGUAGGGUGUAAUUUGUCCAGUAGUCGUAACAAGAGCUUGACAGCAUACUUUCAGUAAACAAAUAAUAAGAGUAAUGCAUUUCAAUACUUCUGCUCGUAAUUCUCUGAUUGAGUUUGUGUACAUGUUUAAAUUUGACCUACAUUGAUAGUUAAUGACGAGAACAAGAGUGCAAUUGUAGUUUAGUGAAUAUUUAUUUCAUCCAGAAUUUGAAGCAGCCAAGGGGAGAGGAUGUGUUGACCUGGUCACCGGUUUCAAUGUAAGUCUGCACAAAAAGUGAUCUGUUACAUGCCUCUGAAUAUGCUUAUAAAUGGCAUUGCCGUUCCUAUUUUUACAUAUUUAAUUGUGAGAAAUAACUGGACUUAGAUGUAAACCUUAAUUUUUUAUUUUCCAUUCCUUCACCCACCCCAGUUCCUGUGUAUUAGUUCUGUCUGAAGUCAGGAGUUCCACCCAAUCAUUCCAUUUUUAUUAAAGGUAUUACAUUUGAAA
This is a messenger RNA of Conger conger (European conger), 6507 nucleotides long. RefSeq names its product arf-GAP with SH3 domain, ANK repeat and PH domain-containing protein 1-like. Gene Ontology annotation, molecular function: GTPase activator activity; protein binding. NCBI's taxonomy places the organism in Eukaryota, Metazoa, Chordata, Actinopteri, Anguilliformes, Congridae. The transcript is spliced from 28 exons. The record is from RefSeq and is a predicted model, not a curated record. Gene Ontology annotation, biological process: positive regulation of GTPase activity. Gene Ontology annotation, cellular component: cytoplasm. The coding region runs from base 592 to 3936 and encodes 1114 amino acids.